Messenger RNA from Clunio marinus, 1860 nucleotides. NCBI's taxonomy places the organism in Eukaryota, Metazoa, Arthropoda, Insecta, Diptera, Chironomidae. The record is from the annotation of a GenBank genome assembly.
UUCAUUAUUCACCUUCAAGCUGAUCACUCGUGGUUUGCUGUCUCAUCGGUAGUUUUGUUUAGACAUAACAGACAAGGCGACGUGAGACAUGAAAAGUUGUGCUAACAUGAAUCCAAUUUGGAUAGCUUUACUACUUGUGGGGAUUUUUUCAUCAUCCGAAACUUCACAAGGUCUUAAACUAAUCAAUGAAUGGAAAAGCAUUGAUUUCAAUUUCCCAACGCUUCAACUACGGCAAAGUGCAAUAACUAGGAGAGAAUUCAUACCAGGACAAGCAGUUCCAAUUGAUGUGGAUGUUCAUUAUCAAGUUCAAGGGGCGUACUCGAAAGUCUUUAUCACAUUUCCACGCUUCAGAGAAGGAAUUCCAAUGACCCUUGGAACAAGAUCUACGUUCAAAAGUGGAGACGGUUCCAAUGUAAUUGACCCUUAUCCUGACUAUAACUGGCAUGUGAAUCCAACACAAGACUGCAAUAAUAGAAUGAUUUCAGUUUUUCGUAUUGCUAUCGACAAAUGCAAUCGGUUAUGGGUUGUAGACACGGGAAAAAUUGGAUUAGCUACUUCACCUUAUGUGUGUCCACCAAAAAUUCUUGUCUUUAAUCUUAUCAACAAUCAAUUGCUUCAUCGAUACAUCAUUCCCCAAAAUCAAUACAGCGAUUAUUCAUUCUUCGUCACACCGAUAGUCCACGUCGGAGAUUCUCCCCCAGGAGCUUGUUUGAACAGUAAAGCGUAUAUUGCCGAUGUUGCUGCUUAUGGCUUACUAGUUUACGAUUCGCAAACUGAUAGCUCAUGGCGAGUUCAGAACAAAUUUAUGUAUCCGUAUCCAACAUGGGGUACACACACGAUAUCAGGUGAAUCGUUCGAACUAAUGGAUGGAAUUAUUGGUAUGGAUGUGGACAAGCAGAGACAAAUCUCACAACGUUCGUUAUAUUUCCAUGCUCUUGCUUCGGAACAUGAGAAUAUUGUCCCCUUAAGUGUGUUGGACAAUCGAACUGCAUGGGAGAAUGAUCCAUAUGCACUUCCAAAUUCUUUUAAAAUACUCGGACCAAAAGGUUCACCUUCUGCUGCUUCAGCAACUGAUUCAAAUGGAAAUUUAUUUUUUGGUCUCAAUAGUAUGAACGCAAUAGCAUGUUGGAAUACAAAAGGAAAAUUAUCUCGAAAUACAAUUAAAACUCUUAUAAGAGACGAUGACAGAUUGCAAUUUGCAAGUGGAAUGAAAGUCAUUGAAAAUACAGACGGAGAGGAAGAAUUGUGGAUCGUAACAAACCGAUUCCAGAAAGUAUUUUUAAAUACAAUGAACAACAAUGAGGUAAACUUCCGCAUACAAGCCCAAAGGAUUGGAGAACUACUCAGGGGAGGACGAUGUGCUUAAGCAUUCUCAUGACUAAUCAUAAUGAAUGUUUGUACAUUUCACAACAUCUCUGGUGGAUGAAGAUAAUUUUUCAUGAGUGUAGUAAUUAAAAUAUUACAACAAUGUGUGGGUGUUUGAUGACUUGAGUCAACCUUCAGAUUUAUUUUAUGGGUGGAAUUCGUACCCAUUUUAAGUUAUUCAGUGUCAUAUAUUUCAUAGUUUUUAUUGACUUAAAUUAUUGUGACAUUAUUCACAAAGCAAUCUACAAACAUAUAGAUAUUUUUUCUCCACAAAAUUCACAUCCUUAUUUCACUGCUUCGCUAUAACAACCACCAAAGCUAUAACAAUAAAUAUUCCAAUUUAAUAUUUUACUUUUUUUGUUAAAUUAAGUUAUGGAAAAAUUAUUUCGGUGGGAAAUUUAUGAUAUUAUGGGUCGAAGUUAAGCUGUAAACGAUGAGAUAUUAAAAAAACUUUUUCACACAGAGAAGAAAUAAAAUUGAAUCAAAACAAAAAUA